UAGGACGCGAUCAAUAUUAGAUAAGAUUCAAGGGGCCGUGUGCGUGGCGUCUAGGACGAUGAUUUCCUGCAGUAAGACUGUUUGCUUCUUGUCAUGAGUGCAGCUGGUGAUAGCGUGGCGCCUCAUCUUCGCCGUUUGAGGCAGGUAGGGUUCUGUCAGCUGGAUCCCACGUCUCAAAGUCGCAGACCGAUCCUCGCGCUAAUGCAUCGCGUCUACCACCGGCUCGUGCUGGCCGCGACUGUCCUGUACAUUCUCGAACAACUCACUUACGCGUACCAGGCUCGAAAUGACAUGGAGAGGCUGUCUCGAGUGCUUUUCCUGAUGCUGUGCCACCUGACCUGCAUCGCCAAGCAGUUCGUCUUCCAUUCGGACGCUGACAAGAUUAACCAGCUUGUGGUGGGACUCGAUGAUGCUCUGUGCAACCAGCCAGUGGAAGCUCACAGGCUGCUGCUGCUAGAGACUUCGCGCCGUGCAGCACGUCUGCUGAUGCUUUACUCAGGCUGUGCGGUGUCUACCUGCAUCCUGUGGGCGGUGUUUCCACUCCUCGAUCAGCUCCGAGGGCGAACAGUUGAAUUCGCCUUCUGGAUACCAAUCGAUUACCGUCACAAUGCGUUUCAGUUCGCAGUGGUUCUAGCGUAUGCGUUCUAUUCUACGUCGCUUGUGGCAGUGGCUAACACGACCAUGGACGCUUUUAUUGCGACCGUCCUCUACCAGUGCACCACCCAGCUUAGGAUUUUAAGAAUGAAUUUUGAAUCUCUACCGGAACGCGCCUACGAAUUGAGCAGGAAGACCAGACAGGAUUACCAUACGGUGACUCACGAAUUGCUGGUUGAUUGUCUUCUACAUUACAAGAAGAUUACGGAAACUUGUAAUCUGUUGGAACAAAUAUUUGGUAAGGCAAUACUCGUGCAGUUCGGUGUCGGAGGCUGGAUCCUCUGCAUGGCGGCCUAUCAGAUAGUCGACAUGGAGAUCCUGAGCAUAGAGUUCGCGUCCACAGCAUUGUUCAUGGGCUGUAUCCUGACCGAGCUCUUCUUGUACUGCUACUACGGGAACGAGGUCACGGUACAGAGCGGGCUGGUGUCGGAGUCGGUCUACGCCAUGAGCUGGCUGUCGCUGUGCCCGAGGGAGCGGCGCGCGCUGGUGGUGGUGCUGGAGCGCGCGCGGCGCCCGCUGCGGCCCGCCGCCGGCCGCGUCGUGCCGCUCACACUCAACACCUACCUUAAGAUCUUGAAAUCAUCUUAUAGUUUCUACGCAGUCCUCAGACAAACCAAGUCGUUAUCUGGAAGUAGCGUCUUCAGGCACUUGUUUCUGCUGCGAUGCUGCGGCUUCUGUCGUCUGAGCCGGAGCUCCACCGCGCGUCGUGGGCUCAGCGUAGCUCACGAGGUCUACCGGGCGCUGACUCUCACCCUCACCGUGGUCUACUUGCUGCAGGAGUGCAUCUACGCUUACCAGGAGAGGACCGAUAUGGACAAGCUGUCUCGGGUCAUGUUCCUGCUGCUCUGCCACAUCACCUCCGUGGCGAAACAACUGGUCUUCUACCUGGAUGCGGACAGAAUCGACUGUCUGAUCGCCACACUUGACGAUCCCUCGUACAACGAAAUGUCCCACCAAAGACUUCUCGUGGACGCCUCGCGCUGGGCAUCGAGGUUCGUCUGGGCAUACUCGGGGUGUGCCGUUGUCACGUGCACCCUCUGGAUUGUCUUCCCUAUCAUCUACCACGUGCAGGGACAAACUGUGGAAUUCCCGUUCUGGAUUCAAAUAGACUACACGAAGUCUUCAAUGUUUGUGGUGGUGCUCCUCUACUCGUACUACGUGACCACCCUGGUGGGAAUAGCCAACACCACCAUGGACGCCUUCAUGGCCACCAUCCUCGGACAGUGCAAGACUCAAUUCACAAUAUUGCGAAUUAAGUUCGAGACGCUGCCAACGCGAGCCAAGCAGGCCCUAAGGUGUGACUCCGAGCAGAACUACGAUGAAGUGCUGAUGAGGCUGUUCCAUGAUUGCUUGAAACAUUAUCAGAAAAUCGUAGAUACGACAUCAUCACUUCAGAGCAUCUUCAGUUCUGCUAUUCUGAUACAAUUCGGUAUCGGAGCCUGGAUCCUAUGCAUGGCGGCUUACAAGAUUGUUAAUUUGAGCGUUCUGAGCAUCGAGUUUGCGUCCAUGAUCCUGUUCAUCAGCUGCAUACUCACGGAGCUCUUCCUGUACUGCUACUACGGGAACGAGGUGUCAACCGAGAGCGAUCGGCUAGUGACGUCGAUCUACAGCAUGGAGUGGCUGGGGUCUGGGCUGGGGUUCCAGCGCGGCUUGCUGGUGCUGCUGGAGCGAGCCCGCAGACCGGUGCGGCCCGCCGCCGGACUCGUCAUACCGUUGUCGCUUCAAACCUUCCUCAAGAUUAUAAAAUCAUCAUACACAUUCUACGCCGUGCUGCGGCAGACAAAGUAGGUAUCGAGAAGAGUAGCCUCGCACCAGUAG
This is a messenger RNA of Bombyx mandarina (wild silkworm), 2472 nucleotides long. RefSeq lists its product as uncharacterized. Gene Ontology annotation, molecular function: odorant binding; olfactory receptor activity. Gene Ontology annotation, cellular component: plasma membrane. Lineage: Eukaryota; Metazoa; Arthropoda; Insecta; Lepidoptera; Bombycidae. The record is from RefSeq and is a predicted model, not a curated record. Gene Ontology annotation, biological process: sensory perception of smell; detection of chemical stimulus involved in sensory perception of smell.